ACAUUUGAGACCCACCACGGCAGAUUUGGCCAGUCAUGCCGCGUGCUUUCAGCGCAUGGGCAAAAGAGAAGGUUUCAAACACAUUGCCCAAGUGUUUUUUGGUGGACAACACUGAUCUGAAAUCCAGCAGUUCUGGUCUGCGCUAUCGAAAAUCGCCGUUUUUCGGGGAAACGUCCAAAUCCAAGCCUGCCUCUGUAGUUCAUUGGAAUUCUUUGGUCUAUGGCGAUUUGGAUGCUGAUGGCAACUGGUUGAAACUUCAGGACGGCCAGUACUUGCCAGUCUACUCUUCCAAUGGAAUCCGAGUCCUGCAACCCAUCAAGGCCGCUGAGGAAACUUCUCCGGUAGCGACUGUGACGACUGUGACGGUGGGCUGUCUUCAAGUGCCCAGUCAUCUUGAACGGCAAGGGAUAGAUGCGGAUGCAUUGAUCGAUGCUGGUCCUGGUGCUUUCUACCAGGUGGUGGCUGAGCGUGUAGCACUGCGCAGCGGUCCUUCGCUUGGAGCUCCGGUGCUGGGCCAAGUGCCGCGGGGUGGAGAGGUAGAGCUUUUCGGUUGGGAUGAGACGCGGCAGUGGCGACGAUGCGUGGAUCAUCGCCUGUCGCGAAGCGGUUGGAUUCUGUUGGAUCAUCCAGAGCUUGGACCAAUGGUCCGACCUUUGGGAGAGAAACUGUGCGUUCGUCCUUUGAACGUCAUCGCAGUGGCAGCAGCAGAAGGCCGAUUGCAGGACUUGGAAACUUUCCUCAAGAAUUCAGAGGAGUUGGAUUUUUGGGAUCCUCGAGGUUCAGCCCUGGUCCUGGCUGCUGAGCGUGGUCAGAUCUCCAGCUGUUUGCGUCUGCUGCACGCGGGCGCCACGGCCACGGAGGCGGACCUGGCGAUGGCGCGGAUCGCCAAGGCCGAGAUCGUGACGCUGUGCCAACUGCGACCUGAAGAGUUGGAGGAGUUGAUGAACAUUUCGAAAGUUGGAGAAGACGAAAUGCAACAAAUUUUAAGGAGGAAACAUCGCGAAAGGGAUGAGGAUGUGAAAGCGAACUCAAAGGCAUCGAACCUGUACGAAGUCUGCUAUUCUUCGGUUUGGAUUCGUCGAGAACCUCAUGUUGAAGCAGCCCAAGUGAGCAAACGCAUCAAAGGGCAGCAAUUGAAUAUCGAGGAGUUUGAUGAGUCUGGCGAGUGGGGCCGUGUGGUCUUCAAGACCAGUGAGGGAAUGGACGAAGGAUGGAUGCUUAUCACACAUCCGGAGCUCGGUGCCUUACUGCGGCCGGUUGAGGACACUGAGAGCGUCCGUCCAGCUGGUUGAGUCGAGUUGUUCUCAUCAAAGCACACCAAAUCGUGGUGAGCUUUGCCAUCGGAGUUUCGGGCAGACGAAGCCAUCCGUCCAAACUCGAGCCAAGAAGUGCUCGAGCGAAGCGAGCAAAA
This is a messenger RNA of Cladocopium goreaui, 1411 nucleotides long. The record is from the annotation of a GenBank genome assembly. NCBI's taxonomy places the organism in Eukaryota, Dinophyceae, Suessiales, Symbiodiniaceae.